AAAAGAAAAGAAAAACAGAAAACUAUAUUAUAAUACUAAUAAUACUUUUUUAUUAGUAGUGUAAAUUGGGAUUGCUGUAAUAAUAAUUAUGAAUUCUGUUUUUAAUGUGUAGUUUUCCUAGUUGAACUCGUGUUUUGUGUUCAAAAGUAUAUUGGAAAUUGAACAAAGUUUCAUCUGAAAGAUUACAAAUACUAGUAUUAGUUACUAUUACCAAUAGUAAUAGUGCUAGUACUACUACUACAAGUAGUAUUAGUACGAGUAGUUAUAGUAAUACCAAUAUUGUUAAGCAUCUCUAAGUAUGGCUGUUGCAGUAGCUGUUAUUGGAAAAGAGAAUUCACCUUUGUACGUCAGGACGGUCAAUCCAAGUAGUGAAUUGAAGUUUAUGUACACUAUUCAUGCAUCCUUAGAUGUUGUAGAAGAAAAAGUGAUUGUUGGAAAGAAGAGCAGUGGAGAGCUGAGAGAACUGUAUUUGGGACUUCUCUAUCCUACAGAAGACUACAAAGUGUAUGGAUAUGUCACGAACACAAGAAUUAAAUUUAUAAUCAUUGUUGAAUCAAGUUAUACAACACUUCGAGAUAAUGAUAUUAGACAAAUGUUUCGAAAACUUCACAAUGCCUACAGUGAUGUUGUUUGCAAUCCGUUUUAUGUACCAGGAGAUACCAUUUGUUCCAAGCAAUUUGAAAGCAGUGUUAAAGGAAUUCUCAUCCAGGAAUAAUUAUGACCGUCUGUGUGGAUAUAAUUUUUAACAUAUAUAUAUAGAUACACACACAUCAGUGGAAUAUGAUCAUUUAUGUUAAUAAAAUCUUGAUUUGAAUUAA
Messenger RNA from Limulus polyphemus (Atlantic horseshoe crab), 818 nucleotides. Its product is annotated as trafficking protein particle complex subunit 2-like protein. Gene Ontology annotation, biological process: endoplasmic reticulum to Golgi vesicle-mediated transport. Lineage: Eukaryota; Metazoa; Arthropoda; Merostomata; Xiphosura; Limulidae. The record is from RefSeq and is a predicted model, not a curated record. Gene Ontology annotation, cellular component: nucleus; TRAPP complex; cytoplasm. Bases 299 to 715 code for a protein of 138 amino acids. The transcript has 5 exons.